Funneliformis mosseae is the source of this 2763-nucleotide messenger RNA. NCBI's taxonomy places the organism in Eukaryota, Fungi, Glomeromycota, Glomeromycetes, Glomerales, Glomeraceae. The record is from the annotation of a GenBank genome assembly.
AUGAGCGAUAUGGAGAUUGACGAUAAUUCGGAAGUGGAAUAUAUGAAUAUAGAAGAAAAUAAUAAUAAUAUUUCAAAUCCUUCUUUCCUUCCUCUUCCAACGCAUAUAGAUUCAGUUAUUUUAGAAACGAAGCCAUAUCACUCUCUCGUUUCGUCAUACGACUUUUCAAAGCCAUUAUCAGCCACUGCCGGUAUUAAGAAAAAGUAUUUAGCUAGAAAGAAAGAUGCAUCAAUCUUAAAUCCAAUCAAAGUUUCGAACUCUGAUAUUAAUGAAGCAGAAACUUCAGAACCUCUCGUGAUAAACUCUGAUUUUAAUGUAGUAGAAUCUUCACAACCACCCGUAACAAGCCCUGAUAAUAUUGUAGUAGAACCCUCACAACCUCCCGUUGCAAGCUUUGAUCUUAAUGUAGUAGAACCUUCACAACCUCCCGUUGCAAGCUCCGAUCUUAAUGUAGAAGAACCUUCACAACCUCUCGUUACAAGUAAUGAAAUUGAUACUUUACGAACUUUCGUUUCAAAUUCUGAAGAUCAUAAUUUAAAAUCUUCACAAUCUCUCGUUACAAAUUCUGAUAGUAACGAAGUGGAAACUUCAACUUUCGUUUCAAAUUCUGAAGAUCAUAAUUCACGAUCUCAGUUUAUUCCAGAAGAGGAACUUUUUGAAAACCGAAUUAAUCUAGUGAAAAAGGAGCACUCAAAGGGUAACGACUUCUCGCUUCUUGAAAGUCCUCAUUCUAUUCCUCCAACUAAUAAUCAACCAUCAGAUCAACGCAAAGAAACGAAUGUCAGUGAAACAGCCAAAGCUGAUGAGAAGAUUAACCACAUCUCCAAUAAGAAGCAAUUUAGCGAAACGACAAAUGAUAUUUCAAAACCCGAUGCUGUAUCACCACAUACCAAUGAUGCGCCAACGCAUAGCAUGGGACAUAUUUUUAGUAAUCCGCACAUACAACCCGUAUUAGGCAGACUUCGUAAAAAAUCUAAGUACGAUAAUGUUGGAUUUGGUUGGGCAAAUCAAACUUUUGACAUUCAAAAAGCUGUCGAGCCGACUCCUUGCUAUUCUAAUUCAAAAAACGAACUAUAUGAUAAACAAAAAGCAGGGGAUAAAAUUCAAAAUGGUGUCAGUCAGAGCGGCCAAAAUGAUUAUGAAGGAACAGGAGAGUCUCCUGGUCAAGAAGUUACAGUUACAUCUCAUCUUGAUAUUAACAAAGGUUCUGACAUUGACGCCAAAGGAACAUCCGCAUCAGAUGUCUUACAAAAAGAUAAUCAAAUUAAAAAUGUAAAGGAAUGUAAAUGUCUAAAUAUAAUCGGUGGGUUGUUGGGAAUGGGAUUUUAUUCGUGUCAUUGUGACGCUUCAAAAUAUGAAAAUGUCGAUUUCGACAAUAUUCUUAAGGAAGAAAUCCCUGAUAAAACAAAACCAAUACCAGCUAAGAAGAGUAAGCACUUCUUUUCUUCCUUUUUCGGACUUUUUGGUUAUGAAACUGAUGAUGAUGACCACGACAAGACAAAACUUGAUCAUAAUCCAGAGCAUUCUUCCAGAUGGAAUAAUAAAAGAAAUCCGGAUGUAAGAUCACUCGAUCCACUAGCACCUUUGGAAUCAGAUCGUCCUUAUUCACAUCAACAUACUAGUACAAAUUCAUCAACGAAUUCAAACCCACAUACUUAUGGAAAUUCACCAUUUUAUAAGUCAUACGCAAGUGCCUCGCAGAGCUCAAGCUCAUCCCAAAAUUCCAGUUGGCAAGAUAACAAUAUUCGUUAUGGUUCUUCACAUAUGAGAAGUAAUUGUCAACAAGUAACCUCACUUCUUCCCCCGAAAGUCAUGCGUCUACUCAUAUUGUCUAUAUCAUUUGAUUCUAAUGAACAUCCGAACCUUGAUAAAGGUCAUUCAACAUAUUAUCAUUCCAUUUUUCAUAACUUCAAAAGUCCUAGAAUAGAUACUGAUAAGGCAUUAAAUUUUAUUUAUGAUUGUAUCAUAAACUGUUGGGCCAACUCAUGGAAGAAAUUCCGUAGUAGGUUUGAGAGUGAAAUAUUAAAUAUCAUUCUCAUACGACCUUCAUGUCCAACGUAUGUCGUUCAAAACUUUCACGGUCUUGGCAUUGCUGUUGCAAAAGGUUCUUAUAGAGAAGGUUGGAAACAAGAAUUUAGCAAUAUGUUGAGAGAUGUAAUUACAAAGGCAUAUCGUCCUAAUAAAUACGGAAAUGAUGAUAUAUUAUUUUAUAAUAAAGACGAACCAUACUAUGAGUUUACCAAUUUUUAUAGAGCCAAGAUCAAAAUAGAUCGGGUAGAAUGGCCAACAACAGAACAUUACUUCCAGGCCGCGAAAUUCGAAAGCGAAUAUAUUCGCGAUAAAAUUCGUUUCGCUUUUACGGCUCGCGAAGCUUUCUCUAUUGCGCGGAGUCAUAAUUCUUUCAAGCGUGAGGACUGGGAAUUGCCUAAGCCACCGGAUAACGAUAUCUUUAAAGAAACAAAAAUGAAGCAUGCACUCUUUUCAAAAUUUACACAACAUGAUAAAUUGAAGUACAAACUACUUUCAACAGGCAAGGCAAAAAUUUACGAGCAUACAGAAAAUGAUCGGUAUUGGGGAGAUGGAGGAAAGUAUGGAGGUGGCCUUAAUAGGUUGGGAACUAUGUUGGUUGAAACCAGGAAUAUUCUUAUGGAAGACGAGAAAUCAAUACUGAUAAAAAAACACAAACCUCAACCAUCCGAAAGGUGGAUUGUAUCUGAAUUGAAGGAAUUGCGAGUGUAUGAUGAUUUGAUACACUUUGAAUAA